AUGCAUCCCUCACGUGUUUUCAAAUCCUCGCCACAUUGCACCGCUAGUCCAGACGGGAGGCUUGUUGCUACCCUGUCCUCGCAGAGCAUCACUGUGCGUUCAACCCUGUCGCUCUCGAUCGUGCACCAGGUAAAGCUCCCUUCGGAUCUGCCAACCCCUGUGUCCACGCUAGCAUGGGCACCAUCUUCUUCCCGGAUCCUCGUCGCAAGUGCUGACCAGAUCCACGUCUUUUCGAUAACCGACUCGUCGUUUCGUGCCACGAUUCGAAACCCUGCGCCUGGUGGUGGAAAGCAAGCCCUGGUUCAGUUUGGCGCCCACGAAACUGAGAUCUUCGCCUGUGCUGCAUUUGGACUCAAGUUUAUCAUUUUCGAUCUGUCUACUUCCAAGGCGAUCGAGAUCGCAAACCCCAAGUUCUAUCUGCCCUCCUCUGCCUCGCGGGGUUACUCUGUACGCCCGCAUACCUCGCAUCUUGCCAUCCUGACGCGGACGAGUGGUCGAGACGUCGUCAGCAUCCACCACCCUGGGACCAGGCAGGUCUUGAGAUCCUGGUAUCCAGACACGGCCGACGCUCAUGGCUUGACAUGGACCCCUGACGGACGAUGGCUACUGCUGUGGGAGUCCCCGGCGCAUGGCCACAAGCUCUUGCUCUACACGCCUGACGGAGAACUCUUUCGCUCCAUUGGGGCUUCGAGCAUCGUGGGAGGACAAGAUGCUGACCUGGAAACCGGAAUCAAGCUUUGCCGUCUCAGCCCCGAUGCAUCCCUCUGCGCUGUAGGUGAUCACAGCAGGACUGUGGGUGUCCUCAACACGCAGACGUGGAGAGACGGUUUAAAGCUCGUCCACCCCACCACCAUCGUCCCAAAAGAUACGCUCCAGGUCUGGCAGGAACAGCUUAAUCCCUCUUCUCUGGGUGGUCCCUCUCACACGUUUCUUCGAGCUACUCAGAUGAUUUCUCCCCCGAGCCGAUUGGUAGAUGGCAAGCCCUCUCCUGAUGUGAAGCCGGGUUGUUCCUCGCUAGCAUUUGACGCAUCCUCGAGCCUACUGGCCACGAGGCUUGACGAUACACCCACUACUCUGUGGAUUUGGGAUGUCACCUCAGCCGAACUCCGGGCGGUAUUGUUGUUCCAUUCAAGUGUUGACUUUCAAUGGCACCCGGACGCUCGUGAGGUGCUCCUGAUAACAUGCCAGGAUGACAAGUACCGUGGGAUAUCGUUUGUCUGGGAUCCAUUGUCCGAAGGGCCCAAGCAGGUCUCAUUACAGGCUCACCUCCCAAAUGGAAAGAUGGUGGGAAAGACUCGAACUGCUUGGAUCAACGGGGAAACCGAGUUCCCGGUUCUGCUCCUAUCUGAUGCACAACACUAUGUGUUGAUGUCGUGCGCAGAUGCGGAGCAGUGCCCAACUCCAUGGGGCGAAGCGUCUGGUGACAGGACUUUUGGGUCGAUGCAGGAUAUUGGAGACACGGUCGAUGUGUCUGCUCUGAUGCCGGACGACACAUCCACAUUGGAUGACACCUUUUCUUUCAAGCAUGUGUGA
Molecule: messenger RNA, 1533 nt
Organism: Fusarium vanettenii 77-13-4
Lineage: Eukaryota; Fungi; Ascomycota; Sordariomycetes; Hypocreales; Nectriaceae
Exons: 3
Coding region: 1-1533 (510 amino acids)
Biological process (GO): protein localization to mitotic spindle pole body; microtubule anchoring at mitotic spindle pole body; mitotic sister chromatid segregation
Cellular component (GO): microtubule organizing center; MWP complex; mitotic spindle
Molecular function (GO): protein binding
Source: RefSeq, a predicted model, not a curated record